UAGUUUUCUUGUUCGAGUUCUUCGGGAGUUGUUAAGGCUAGUUAUUGUGUCUCUUGUUGGCGAGUUUCGUGAUUUUAUCUCAGAAUUUCUCUAAAGUUUUUGAUAUGUCUUCUUCGAAGAGUAGAAAACGCAGAUCAGAUUCCUCUAGUUCGAGCAAAAGUUCAUCAGACUCAGACAGUAGUCUAUCUAGUAAAGAAUAUAAGAAGAGGAAACAUUCAGUAAAUAGCUCAGGUGACUCUGAAAAUGAAAGAAAAUCUAAAGUUAGAAAGCAGCAGAAGGAGAAGUUAGAGGAUCAACACGGUAGUAAACACGAACGUUCUGAUAAACAUAAAAGAGAGCACAGAGAAAAUAAGGGGGUUGAUAGUAAAAGAAAUGAAACAAAAAUUGAAAGAGGUAAGAAUCAAAAAUACCGAAGAAGUUAUGAGAGAGAUGACAGACAUAGGAAUGACAAUAGGAGUGAUGAUCGAAGAAAAAAUGAAUAUGGAAGGGAAAGGGGGAGAAAUGAAAGGGAUAGAAAUGAUUUCGGAACUAGAAGAAGAAGUCCUGGAAGAUUUAGAGGUAGUAGGAAUAGAAGAAGUAGAAGUAAAUCUUUCGAUCAUGCUAAUGCUAAGUGGGGUAAAGAGGACCAGAAGAACUCUAAUGAGAAACCCACUGGAGAAAAGCAAAAGCCAAAUUUUGGACUGUCAGGCAAAUUAACUGAAGAAACAAAUACUUAUAGAGGUGUUGUCAUUAAGUAUAGUGAACCCCCAGAAGCGCGAAAACCAAAACGUAGAUGGAGGUUAUAUCCUUUUAAAGGAGAGAAAGCUCUUCAAACUUUAUAUAUUCAUAGAGAAAGUGCUUAUUUGAUUGGGAGGGAUAGAAAAGUUGUUGAUUUACCGGUUGAUCAUCCAUCUUGUUCCAAGCAACAUGCUGCUCUUCAAUAUCGCUUGGUUCCCUUUACACGAGACGAUGGGAGUGUUGGUAAAAGAGUGAGACCUUAUUUGAUAGAUCUUGAAUCUGCAAAUGGAACAUUCAUAAACAAUAAAAAAAUUGAGUCUAAGAAAUACGUCGAAUUAUUGGAGAAAGAUGUUAUCAAAUUCGGCUUUAGUUCACGAGAAUAUGUGCUGCUCCAUGAAAACAGCAAAGAUGAGGCACAAGAUGACGAUGUGAAGUUGGAAGAGGAGGAAGUUACGGUGAAGAAAGAAGAACAGGAUGCUUGAGGUUUCAAAAUCAAUAAUUCAUAAUUUUUUUUUGUGUAUAGUCUUACGGUUCAGUUGGAGAAUUAUUUAUCUUCAAUUUUUGUAUAUAAACUUAUGUAAUAUAUGAUUUAGGGUAAAACAAUAAAUGGUAAAAA
Messenger RNA from Coccinella septempunctata (seven-spotted ladybird), 1333 nucleotides. Its product is annotated as smad nuclear-interacting protein 1. The record is from RefSeq and is a predicted model, not a curated record. Lineage: Eukaryota; Metazoa; Arthropoda; Insecta; Coleoptera; Coccinellidae. The coding region runs from base 105 to 1199 and encodes 364 amino acids. Gene Ontology annotation, molecular function: protein binding; mRNA binding. The transcript has 2 exons. Gene Ontology annotation, cellular component: nucleus. Gene Ontology annotation, biological process: miRNA processing.